Messenger RNA from Arachis stenosperma, 904 nucleotides. RefSeq lists its product as uncharacterized. Bases 90 to 593 code for a protein of 167 amino acids. The record is from RefSeq and is a predicted model, not a curated record. NCBI's taxonomy places the organism in Eukaryota, Viridiplantae, Streptophyta, Magnoliopsida, Fabales, Fabaceae. The transcript is spliced from 2 exons.
AACCCCCUUCCUUCUAGUCUCCAGCCUCCACAACGCGAAGCAGCAGUCCAGAGUCCAGAUUCUCUCAACCUCAUCGAAGCCGCUGGCGCAUGUCCGUCCAGCCACCGCCACCGUCCCAACUUCGAGCUUCGAAGGCAACGGCGCAACGUUCGUCCAGCCACCGCCGUUUGAGCUUCGAAAAUCGAAGCCACCGUCGCCGGUCUCACCUCUUGCCUCCGUCGUGCAGUCACUUCCCGCCGAUGGCAGCUCUAUUCCACACGACCACGUCGGCCACCUUCCCCGAAUCAAGAAUCAUUCGUGCAUCGUGCACCCCCAUUAGCCCCUUCGGAAGAAAAUCAAAGAGAACCCUAGCCCUAGGAUCCUUGCCGCCGCCGUCCCCAGGUUCUCGGCGCCUCCACUUCUUCUUCUUCUCGCUGUUCGGAACCCAGGUAGCUUGGUUCGUCAUCCCCAUCUUCCCUGUCUUCUCUGUUCGUGGCUUGGAGCAGCUCGCCGUUGGGUCGCCGCUUGCUGUCGCCUUGCCUAUUGUCGUCGUCUCGUCGGUUUCCAUCCGUGUCUCCGUCGAAGGUUCAGUAUUGGCUUCAACUUUCAAAUAGGAAUUGGGAGCUGGUGAAGAUAAUAACAUCUUCUGGAACUGAGUCUGUUGUUUCACUGCCUGAUAGAAAAGUAAGAUAUGAUCUAGAAUUACCACAGUACACAGUGAUGUUUGUUCUAUCUAGCUGGACUCACUGAGACAACUGAAAAAUAUUCUUUUAAUUUAACCUUGUUAAUCAUAUCUUGUAAAAUUCAGACAAAAGCAGGGCCUAUUUUGGUUGCCAUAAAUCCCUUCAAGAAAGUUUCUUUGUAUGGUAAUGAUUAUAUUGAAGCCUACAAGCGUAAGAAUUAAAAGGGCCUGUUUUGUUUUACA